Amaranthus tricolor (Joseph's coat) is the source of this 1174-nucleotide messenger RNA. RefSeq names its product SNF1-related protein kinase regulatory subunit beta-3-like. Bases 440 to 793 code for a protein of 117 amino acids. Gene Ontology annotation, molecular function: protein binding. The transcript is spliced from 3 exons. The record is from RefSeq and is a predicted model, not a curated record. NCBI's taxonomy places the organism in Eukaryota, Viridiplantae, Streptophyta, Magnoliopsida, Caryophyllales, Amaranthaceae.
UUUUUUUUUUUUGGGCAAUUCAGCAUAUGUACAAUUUAUUGGGAAUUGAGUAUUACUUUGCUUGUCCAUCACAAUUCAAAAUUGACAUUCCAAUUUUUUUUGGCAACAUCAGAUGGCAAUUCAUUCCACAUCUUAACUUACCUAUCAGACACGAAUCAUCAUAAUCAAUUCAUCGGCAUAUCAAUAUCAUAAUCAAAAAGGGGGCAAGAGUAAGAGACGAAGUUGAGCAGAAUACUAAUUGAGAACUGGGAUUCUUGGAAUUGUGCAACGAACCGUUUAAAUCGUUUCCCAACUUCUCAGAUGAUGUUCUUCACCCCACCAUCGAAGCAUCACUGACAAAGCUUAGAUAUUCAUCACCCACCAUUCUCACAUCACGGUUCUUCCCUCAAAACAGCCUUCUGUUUAUGAGACUUCAUCUUUCGGAUUUUAAGUCCUCAACAUGAGCACCGCAUACAGCGAGGAGCAAGAACACAGUACCAUAGUAGGGUUUGAAACUCCCGAAUCACCAAGCUCAAGUUAUGCCAAUGUAUUCCCAGGAAAUGAAGAUGAGGCACACGAACCAACUCUUCUCCCGCCACACUUGCACCAUACGUUGUUGAGCUGCCCGACAAGUACAGAAACCUCUGGAACAUUUCCCCUGCCUCAAAAUGUGAUUCUAAAUCAUCUAUACAUCGAGAACAGAGUAGCUCCAAGAUCUGUCGUUGCACUCGGUUUUACUCAUCGCUUCCGGUCCAAGUUUGUGACCGUUGUUCUUUACAAGCCUGUCCAGAGAAGGGGGAGCAAUGCUAAUUAGGAAUUACCAUUUUUUCUCGAUUUUUAUCGGGAUUUUCUGUACUUCAUCUCUUAGGGCAAUAUGAUUAUUAGGAUGUUUCCCUGGUAAUCAAAUUUUCCAUAUGUAUGAUGGUUACACUGUAGGACUUCAGGAUUAGCUAUUAGCAUCAUAUACAAACAGUUUACUAUUCUUCAUAAAAUAUUGUAAAAGAAAGAAUUUUAUGAUAGCCUUUGUUGUACUUGUUCUUUAAGUGAAUAUAUUUAAAAAUAUAAAAUAAUAUACAAAUUCUUGUAUGAGACGGUUUUACCAUGAAACAUACCUCAUACUUACAUUAAAUAGCUUAAUAAUAGAAAUUUUUAAGUUAUGGGCUUCUGGUUUUGAGAUUAUCUCACCGUGAGAUGG